GAUCUUUGCCUUCAUCCUUCCGAAUGACACGAAUACAUCUUUUCUUCGUCGGUUAAAAAAGAAUGAAAACUGAUCUAGGGUUGUUCAGUGGAACUAUUAGAGCAUUUAGGGACAACAAUAAUUCCUCGCUGCCUUUGAUACAGACUAGAGCGGAAGUUUGUUUUCGCUAUUAUUCGCAGCUUCCGCUUUGUGAAUGCGGAAGUGAGAAAGGCCUAUAAUGAGCACUAAAACAAAAACUCUUAUUAUGAAGAGUCGUUGAUGGACACUGUCCAGCAGGCGGCGCUGUUACUGCGGUAAGCUUCACUAGCCCGUUAGAGCCUUUCUCUCUCUCUCUCCAUCCGUGAUGGCGGAGGACAGCGAGUCUGCGGCCAGCCAGCAGAGCCUGGAGCUGGACGACCAGGACACCUGCGGCAUCGACGGAGACAACGAGGAGGAAAAUGAACACACACAAGGGAGUCCUGGUGGAGACCUUGGUGCGAAGAAGAAAAAGAAGAAACAGAAGAGGAAGAAAGAAAAACCUAGCUCAGGAGGAACCAAGUCUGAUUCUGCAUCUGAUUCUCAGGAGAUAAAGAAUCCAGCCAUUCCCAUGCAAAAGUUGCAGGACAUUCAGAGGGCGAUGGAGCUGCUGUCGACAUGUCAAGGACCCGCCAAGAACAUAGACGAGGCCACUAAGCACAAGUACCAAUUCUGGGACACUCAGCCUGUCCCUAAGCUCAACGAGGUGGUGACCACUCACGGGCCGAUUGAGCCGGAUAAGGAAAAUGUCCGACAGGAGCCAUAUUCCCUCCCGCAAGGUUUUAUGUGGGACACACUGGAUCUCAGCAAUGCUGAAGUGCUGAAGGAGCUGUACACGCUGCUGAAUGAGAAUUACGUUGAGGAUGAUGACAACAUGUUCAGAUUUGAUUAUUCUCCUAACUUUCUCAAAUGGGCACUGCGCCCGCCCGGCUGGCUGCCUCAGUGGCACUGUGGUGUGAGAGUCUCGUCCAACAAGAAGCUGGUGGGCUUCAUCAGUGCCAUUCCUGCUGACAUCCACAUCUACGACAUGUUAAAGAAGAUGGUAGAGAUCAACUUCCUGUGUGUGCACAAAAAGCUUCGCUCCAAGCGCGUAGCUCCGGUUCUGAUCCGAGAGAUCACGCGUCGGGUCAACCUAGAGGGCAUUUUCCAGGCGGUCUACACCGCUGGGGUGGUACUGCCCAAACCUGUCUCCACAUGCAGGUACUGGCAUCGUUCUCUAAACCCGAGGAAGCUUGUGGAGGUGAAAUUUUCCCACCUUAGCAGAAACAUGACACUACAAAGAACAAUGAAGCUCUACAGGUUACCCGACAGCACACGCACUCCUGGGUUGAGGCCGAUGGCGGCUAGUGACGUACAGCAGGUGACUGCACUUCUGCAGAAAUACCUGAGCCGGUUCCAUCUGCAGCCCGUCAUGGGGGAGGAGGAGGUGCAGCACUGGUUCCUCCCACAGGAGAACAUCAUCGACACAUACGUGGUGGAGGGUUCCGGUGGCACGUUGACCGACUUCAUCAGUUUCUACACGCUGCCGUCUACAGUGAUGCACCACCCACUGCACAAAAGCCUAAAGGCAGCUUACUCUUUUUACAACGUGCACACGGAGACACCGCUGAUAGAUCUGAUGAACGAUGCACUCAUCCUUGCAAAACUGAAAGGCUUUGAUGUGUUCAAUGCUCUGGAUUUAAUGGAGAAUAAGACUUUCUUGGAAAAGCUCAAGUUCGGAAUUGGAGACGGGAACCUUCAGUAUUACCUUUACAACUGGAAAUGUCCUGGCAUGGAGCCUGAGAAGGUUGGCCUCGUGCUACAGUAACCAGCUGCUACAUUCAGGUCCACGGGACACGGGCGGUAGUUAAAACAAAACAUGAAGAAAAUCCAUUCAGUGAAUGAGUUCCAUCGCGCGGCUCUCUUAGGUCUCAUUUUUGUUAUGAGAGAUUCUCUCGUAAAUUUUUCCUCUCUAAAUAUCGGCAGAAUGUGAAAAGCAUCAGCUUCAGACUGACUUCUUCUUCUUACUGUAAACACGCAAUUCCUUUCUUAAGACAUGUAUCAACUAUUAAUGUCUCUUUCUUGUUGUUUUGUUUUGUUUUUUAAAUGCACAUACAUGAUAGACAAGUGCACGUCUCUCAGAUGAACUCCUUCAAACCCUUUUCCUUUAUUUUGUUCCGAAUCCGUGUGAAAGAACUAGAACCUGUAUAGUUAAUAUGCGAUAUUUAUUACAUGUUGUGGUUUACAAUGGGGUUGAGAAAGGGCAGGGUCUCUGGGCAGGGAACGCUGCUGUGGUUCUGGCUCUCGGUUGGGUUUUGCUGCAUACACGAAGAAUGUAUCACUUUUUUCUUUUUCCUUUUCCGAAGCACAACAUGCUCUUAAUAGAGCUCGAACGAUCUAAUGUGCAUUUUUAAGACGAUUUAUCUUUUGUGUUUAGAUCACGAGGGCGUGCAAACCUAGAAGAAUGUGAAGCCUCGUUUUUUUUUAUUUUGUUCACUCCUCAGUGUUUAGUCUGUUAUUUCAAACAAUUCUGAUAUUUAGAAUUGUAUUUAAGUUAUGUGUGUGUCUCAUUUGUCAGUCAUAAGGGCAAAAGUUCAGUGAUGCAUUUGCUGGCUUGUGCUGGGAAUUUUCACACACAAGCACAAUGAAGCAGACAAGACGAACAAUCACAUGCGCAUCAUCACUUUGAUGAUGGCGCAGUCUUUCUAGCUCGGCUUUCCCUGCACUUCUGGUUAUACGCAGCUGAAAAUUUGCUCAUGACUUGAUUUAAGUGCUGUGACAUGGGACUUUAAAAAAACAUUAAUGAUUUUUUUUAUACAGUAGAAAACGCCUUUGUGUUCCUGCUUCUCUUAUAAAAGACAUAUGUAUCAGUGUCUACAGACCUUCAAAGCACAUCCAAAUUACAAUCUUAAAAAGAAGUAGACAAUAAGCUCACAUUUUAAAUCAGAUGCUUAUUCUCAAAGCCAGGUUGCUUUUUGCGAAUGUGUGUGUGUGUGUGUGUGUGCGCGUGUGUGUAUAUGCAGUCCUGAAGCUUGCUGUAUGAACCGAGCAUGAUCUCCCUCCCCCCCCCCCCCCCUUCAUGAAAGUCACCCAAAGUACUUGCCUUAUUUACGAGGUCUUUUUUUAAAAUUCCUGAUGUAGUUUUGAAAUGACCCUCAGCUUUCUCUGAAGAUUUUUAUUAAACUCCAUUGCAGGUUGUGUGAACUUCA
Messenger RNA from Ictalurus furcatus (blue catfish), 3203 nucleotides. RefSeq names its product N-myristoyltransferase 2 (gene nmt2). Bases 344 to 1822 code for a protein of 492 amino acids. NCBI's taxonomy places the organism in Eukaryota, Metazoa, Chordata, Actinopteri, Siluriformes, Ictaluridae. Gene Ontology annotation, biological process: N-terminal peptidyl-glycine N-myristoylation. Gene Ontology annotation, molecular function: glycylpeptide N-tetradecanoyltransferase activity. Gene Ontology annotation, cellular component: cytoplasm. The transcript has 12 exons. The record is from RefSeq and is a predicted model, not a curated record.